Messenger RNA from Neocloeon triangulifer, 2286 nucleotides. Its product is annotated as FUN14 domain-containing protein 1. NCBI's taxonomy places the organism in Eukaryota, Metazoa, Arthropoda, Insecta, Ephemeroptera, Baetidae. Gene Ontology annotation, biological process: autophagy of mitochondrion. Gene Ontology annotation, cellular component: mitochondrial outer membrane. The record is from RefSeq and is a predicted model, not a curated record. Bases 172 to 693 code for a protein of 173 amino acids. The transcript has 4 exons.
AUUUUAGCCCCGCCCCUAUUUCCCUAGUACAGCUGUUGAUUUCUGCAUUUUGCCGUCGAGAUUUACAGCAUUUUCAAAUCGAAUUUCUUUGAAACUUCGCCUCUACCUUGCGUUUCCGCAAGUAAAAUCUCACUCUUUAGCACAACGACUGAAUUAAUAGGGUAGAAAAUAAUGCCGAUCCCACGAGGCAGUGCCGACGGAAAAGAGAUCGUUGACCUGAAUGCAGCAGCCAAGGACGCCAAAAACUUUAUUGACAAAUUUCUUGGAGAUGUCAGCAAAAAGUCUGCAACGAAACAACUUAUUUGGGGUGGAGCCAGUGGAUUAUGCACUGGAUUCAUCUCCAUGCGAGUUGGCAAAGCUGCCGCAACAGCCCUUGGAGGAGGCAUUCUUCUUUUGACAAUUGCAAACCAGAAGGGUUAUAUCUCUGUGGACUGGGACAAGCUGUCCCGGUCUGUUGACAAGGCGGUGGACAAGGUGGAGAAAGCUGCGGGAGGCGCCGGGCCGAGCACUAUGGACAAGUUGGAGAGGUUUGCAAACCGAAAGAUUGACAAAGCGGAAGGCGUUUUGAAAAAGAAGGAACAGAAGGUGCGCCGUUGGUUUACAAAUGACAGGGACGAGUUCCAAAUAUCAGAACUACACAUUUUCGCAGCCUCGUACGCGGCCGGCCUGGCCUUGGGCACAUUGCUUGGUUAAACCGACUCAUCGUUUCCAUCUCAGUUUACAGCGCAAAGUAAUCAACAUUACAAAACUCGUACCACCUCUAGGGUUAUUAAAUAACUUAUUAGCCAAUCCAUGAGAAAUUUCAGUAGAACAAAUCAUGUGUAAGCCUGUUUCCCUAGUCUUGAGCAAGCAAUCUCAUAGCAGUUCCUCGAUUAGGCCCAUGCAUUUAUUGUGUUCCAAUUGGCCCUGAUCUUUAAGAUUUCAGUAUUUCGUAACUCAAAAUUUACCCAUGCCGAUCAUAGACUGCUGCCAAAAUUUUGCACUCUCCCAGAUUUUUUACUCACAUCUGGCGAUUGUAAAAAAAAUCUGCACCCCCAAAGCGCUUGUUAUUGAUAGUUUGUACUUAAUCUCUUCGAUCUGAUUACAAUUUUAGCUACAAUAAAGACAAAAAAAUACUUCUCAAGACGAUUGGGAUGAUUUAUUAGCUUCUGCAAAUUCCCUCUUUAUUUUAAUAUUUACAAAUGAAGAAGGUUCAUCAAUGAAACUAGAAUAGCUGCGAUAUUUAUUGCAUUUUUUUAUUUACACUGAAUGAAAAAAUACAAGUCUCCUUCAUAUAAUUUCCAACAUCAAAUAAAAGUUCCUAGCUGUUGCGAAAUUAAACUUCAAGCUGCACAGCUUUUGAUAUAAUUCAACGACUCGGACCAUAUUUAGUCGAGAGUCACGCCAUGUUAGUCACAAUAAUUUUUUGUAAUUAAUCAUUAAUAAGCUGCUUUCAGUGACAUGUUAAAAAGAUUUGCAUCAAAUAUAGUAAAUAUUUAUUUGCACUUUGAAGCUUCCGCAGGUGAACAGGUGUGUCAGAAAAUUCAGGUGUUUCUUUUGGUGCACAUGAGGCAAUGCAUCGUUUCUACAAGGGGUUCGACACAUGAAAAGUCCAAACGUGUUUGACAGGAGAGAGAGUAAAAAUGAGAAUCAUCGCCUAGCAGGCGAAUCCAGCAAAGUCAGUUACAACGCUGCGCUUAUUUAUCCUCUGCAUUAUUAUAAAAUAUUAAAUCGUUACCACAUUAAUACGAGUGUUUGUUACUCUCUGCUAAUCUUAAAGCACCAACACCAAGAAUAUUACAAAAAAUCGCAAUAUCAGAGUCACAAUAAUGACGGACGGGGAUGCAUUAUUAUUUCAUAAAUCAAUUGAUUAACGCGAAUAAUACCACAAAAGGUUUUUGUGUUUUGAGUGUGAUACAUUUUCAUACCACCAGUCUCUCGCGCUCGCACAUUCACAAGACAGGGGGCCCUUAAAAUUAUCCAGAGAGAAAAAAGAACGCAAUGAAGGCGAACUCAUUACAUAAUCAUGAUUGAUUGUCAUUCCAAUUCUUGGGAGUCACUGAAUCAACUCCAUCCCACUCUGUACACAAAAGUCGAUAACAUUUACAAAAUCGAUUAUUGCACUUUUAGGCCUAUGUCAUGCAUGUACACAAUUAAUUUCUGUUCUCAUUAUCACCGAGGCGUUAAUAAUUGUUCAAUAAGAAUAAUAGCAGUACAGAGAAGAGAAUAUUAUCUUUAAAAUGCUUGCCGAAAUUCGAUUUUUUGAUAAUAAAAAAAAUCAAGCACAAUAAAUACAUUUGAUUGCUU